This is a messenger RNA of Drosophila bipectinata, 618 nucleotides long. RefSeq lists its product as uncharacterized. The record is from RefSeq and is a predicted model, not a curated record. Lineage: Eukaryota; Metazoa; Arthropoda; Insecta; Diptera; Drosophilidae.
UCAGUUCAGACGACUAUCGAUCGAGACAUAUACAUACCUAUAUGCAUAUACAUUAUCCAACAUGAUUCAACAAAAUUUCAAACUACUUAUUUUGUUCAGUUUUUGUUUCAACUUCUACCACCUACAACCGGUUGAGUUCGCUGCCGAGAACGGUCUGCUGGUGGAGGAUGACCUGGACUGGAGUCGGGCCAACUGGCAUUUGGUGAUCCCGUGGCUGUUGCAACGCCAGCAGUUGCGCCUCUGUGUGGCAGUUGCCAGAUUCGAUGAGACGCUGGUGGCCGGAACGGCCUGCGAGGAAUUAUUGUCCGAUGGAUUCCUGAUGGCCAACUGCGACAUUGGUAACAUUGAGGAUAUUACUAUGACCAUGCGCGGAGCCUUUGGCGGAACGCUGUUGGACACGUUUCGAAAAUGUCGGCCUGGCCUGGAGCUUUUCGGGAUUCGUUGCAGGCGAAGGGCGUGAAAAGAAACCGCAAGUGUUGCAACAAAAAUAUUGCAUUUUCCAAAGAGAAGUUUAAUUUUUGCGACAAAGUUUCAAAGCGUUCUAAAAUAUAUCACAUAUUUAAUAUAAUAGUGCUGAAGCCAUUAAAGUAUUUGGGAAUAAAUGUACUUUCUAAGUAA